AUGAAGAACGCACGGACGGCCCACGAGGCUAAGGAGAUCCAAGGGUACGCGGAUGACAAAGAAUGGAAGAACUUCUUUUCGAUCAAAUUUCUCUAAUGUCCGCCCGCCAAAGAUACUGCACCUUUCCUCGGCGCCGACUGAAUAACCACGCUCACCGAGAAGACAAAUUUUGCAGCGAUGGACCGAACAAUUUAGAGACGUUCUCAAUCGCCCCUCCAACAUCUCCGACACCGCCAUCGCCCGCCCGUCCCAAUUGAAGACCAACGCCAAUCUUCACCUCCCACUCUCCCUCCACGAGACUAUCAGGACCGUGCAGCAUCUCUCCAGCGCUCUGCGGAGGUCUACACGCACGAUUGCCCCCAAUUCAUGGAGCAUCUGCCGGCAAUGUUCCAGGACAUGUGGCGCUAAGUAGAAGUCCCGCAGUAUUUCAAGCUCGCCACCAUCAUCCACCUAUACAAACGGAUUGGAAACCGCCAGCUUUGCGACAACAACCGAGGCAUCUUCCUGCUGAUUAUUGCCGGUAAGAUAUUAGCUCACAUUCUUCUCAACCGCCUGAACAAUCACUUGGAUUAAGGUCUUCUGGCGAAUAGUCAGUGCGGCUUUCGCCGUUAUCGUAGCACCAUGGACAGGAUCUUCGCCACCCACCAGCUGCAGGAAUAGUGUCAGGAGAUGUGGACCCAAUUGCACUUUACUUUCGUGGAUCUGACGAAUGCCUUCGACAGAGUGAAUUGUAACGAAAUGUGGAAAAUCAUGCGGUGAUUUGGCUGUCCGGGACGAUUCGGUCAGAGGGUGCAUCAGCUCCAUGAUGGCAUGAUGGCACGCAUUACGGAUUAUGGAGCUGUCUCGGAGAAUUUUCAGUGAUUAACGACGUAAAACACGACUGCGUCUUCGCGCCUACCCUCUUCAGUCUUAAGUUCCCUCCAUGCUGAUGGACGCUUAAUGCGAAGAACGCCCCGAGAUCCGCCUCGCCUAUGGGACGGCUGGCCACGUCCUUAACCACAGACUGAUGCACUUCCGGUCGCGUGUAUCCACAUUCACCAUCCAUGAACAUCUGUUCGUCGAUAAGCACAUCGGGAUCCGCGUCGCAUACAGAACUGUGAGCAAACUGUUUAACCACAUGAAGAUGCAAAUAUAAUCGCGUUCCUCCAAAACCACCGUCCACUAGGAGAGUCAGACUGAAACAACUCCUUCUCAGCGUGUUCACGACAUACUCACGCAUGUCAGAUGAACGCUGCCCAACGCAAGUUUUGUGUAAUCAUGUUGCUUGUGUUUGAGGAGCCAGGUCGUGCAUGUGGCGCGCGUAUACACGUUCACUAGACCCUGUCAACAAUCGCGCCCAUUCUGCACUCCAGUCAACUCACCAACUCGGAGAGUAGCUGCGGCCUGAGAAUGUGAAGGGAGAGUGAGGUCUAUGACUCAGCGCAUUUUCUUCUUCACUAUAAACUAUAUGAGGCUAUAAUAGUGCACUAAAAUCCGUGGCUGAUGAGCCUCCAUCUAACUCUCCGGCGUGGGGGCAAAUUCGUCAACAUCAUCCGGAGUACGUGGGUGCUGGCUACACCUUUUUUGGAGCGGUCGCCUUAGGGCAAAGCGAUGAGACGCGGGUGUCACCUUCGCCAUUCGGAACGACAUCGUCGGACGACCGACCUUUCUGCCGCAGGGCAUCAACCAUCGCCUGAUGAGCCUCCGCUUUCCUCUCUGGGGUGGAUAAAUUACCAUCCUUGUCAAUAUCUUCGCUCCGCCGAUUAGCAUUCCCGCCGAGACGAGAAGCAUAUUCUACGCGGAACUGCACGCACUCCUGGCGUCUGAGCCGACAACUUGGUGACUUGACCUUGGUGAGUUUAUCGCUCAUAUCGGCGCAGACCAUGCUGCCUGGAGAUGAAUUCUGGGUCCCCGUCGUCUCGAUAGCUUUAACGACAACGAACUGCUCUUCCUAACAACCUGUGCGGAACACAGCCUCAUCCUGACGAACAUAUCCGCCCGUCUCGCGACGCGAAAGAAGGCCAAUAUGAUACUUACUCGGUCAUGGCCUUGGUGCAUCCUAGACAUUUUCCUCGUUCGGAGGUGAGACCAGCGUGAGCGGAACCCAAAUGCAUGUGGUGGACAACUUCAUGUAUGUGGGCAGCACCCUAUCCUGCGGCAUCAAAAUCGACGAUGAAGUGGCCCGCCGCUUUUGCAAGUUAGUCCUAAAAAUGCAGCUUGGAAUCGUUACGGGCUUCACAUCAGCCUCGAAACUAGAGAUGCGCUAGGCAGUCAUUCUGUCGACGUUGAUACAUGGAGCGGAGACCUAGACUGUGUACAUGAAGCAGGCACGCAGACUCUAUCAUUCCCAUCUAAGCCGUCUUCGACAGGUACUGAAUCUGAGGCGGCAGGAUGGGAUCCCAGGCACGGACGUACUGGACCGGAUGGGGAUACUUAGCAUCCACACGAUGCGGCCAAAUAGUACGGAUGGACGAUGACAGGCCACCCAAAAGAUACAUCUCUGGAAAUGUCGCGACAAGACCACGCUGACAAGGAGGUCAAGUCCGGCGAUAAAAACACCAGGGACACUCCGACCGGGAUAGAUUAACGUGGAGAAGAGCAACAAUCUUAUUCAAAUCGUCGCCGCCGAAUCCAGACGCGAGACAAACAAAUCUCGACUGCCGCUCCCGCCGCCAACGCCCAAUCACCUCCAAAAUGUCAGGGGGAAUCCCGGACGCAAACUGGACUUUUUUAACACCCCAGGUUCAACUGCAGCACCAACCCUCGCUUCUCACCCCAUCUCACUCGUGAAUCGCCUUCCUGAGCCACCACUACAUUCUUCUUCUUCUUCUACUUCUUCUUCUUCGUCCUCCUCCUCCUCCUCCUCUCCUCCGCCUCCUCCUUCUCCUACUUCUCCUCAUCCGGCUCCUCAUCAUCCUUCCCCACUGCCCCGACGACAGACGCUCUAUCGGCUGUUACUAACACGAACACCACACACAUCCCUGACACAACAACAGACGACAUGCGAUCAGGACCAGGACUACACCUGCCCUCACUGCAACCGCAACUUCACCUCACAUAUCGCCCUGGUCGGUCACUUGCGAAUCCAUCGCACAGAGGCUGGCAAACCAGUGUCUGGAACACCAACCUAUACCCACCACGUGUGACUCAACUACCCACACUGUCCUCGCACUUUUACGCAUCGCAUAGGUCUAUUCGGACACAUGCGAAUCCACGACUACCCACGGUUGAAAACGACCGGUUACACCACAACAUCACAUCCUUCCUCCCUGCCUCCACCACCACAACCACCCCACCACAUAUCAACAGUCACCCUCGGCAUGCAUACAACUGCCGCAUCCCACGCAAGUCAGAAGUGUGCAUCUCGACUCGGUCGCCAUGCGGCUUCGGCUGCACGGUCGACUCGAGUCUGAGACUAUACCGACACGUCAAGCGUCGUGGAUAAGAAGGCUGCAGAUUGACACUCCCAUUCCGUCCACGCAGUUCGUCCAGUUUUAUGUGUUGUGUAGAAUGGCGGACUGGUGGGCUGGGGACGGGUUGAAACAGCACCUUCUACGGCCCUCUCACGCAAGUGAGAGACACGCCGUUCAACCCCCGUUGUGUGAAAUCCUGGUGUUUGUGUGUGUAUGGGGGGCCAGGCCGUGCUGUGGCGCGCGCAGGCAUGGUCAGUCGACCAUGACAGCCACCGCGUCCAUUCCCCACUCCAGUCUGCUGACCGGCUCGGACAGUGGCUGGGGUAUGGGAAUGGGAAGGGAGAGUGAGGUCGACGACUCAACACACUUUCCUCACUAUACACAAUCUGACGCGCUUGAAGCUAUCACGGUGCAGUAAAAGCCGUGGCUUGGAAGGUUGUCAACUGACGGGAUAACAUGGACCUCCUCCUCGACUGGUGGGGGUCUGAGAGUCAGGUUGCAAUGGCUUCUUUUUAAUGUGGCCGUUAUGGCAUUCCUACCACAGUGUGGGAUCCGAGCCAGGCGUUGGCGGCACGCCCAGGUGCGGCUUCGGCCGUGCCAGCCUCCAAAUCUCUGUUGUGUUGGUUGAAAUCCUGGUUAUUGUAGUGUGGACCAGGGGGUGUGGUGGAACGCCAAAGUGAGGAUCCGUCCGAGCCAUCCACCUGCGGCCUCCCUCGUCUCCGGUCUUCUUGACUCUGUCUUGACACCGGACCCAGGCGGGGGAGGAGGAGAGAGUGUAGGUAGAUGCAGCGCAAGUCUACUGGCACUAUAAACCACUGCGUAAGUCACCGUCCCUGUUCCCACCGCUGCUGCAGCUGUGGGGCACACGGUGGCCAUCGUCGAAAUCGACGGUCGAACUGUCGUGUGUGUGUGUGUGUGUGUGUGUGUGUGAGGACCUCCCUUCCCAUUCCCACACCCCAACCACUGUCCUCACUAUAAUCAAUCUGACGCGCUUGAAGCUAUCACGGUGCGCUAAAAGCCGUGGCUUGGAAGGUUGCCAACUGACGGGAUACCUUGGACCUCCUCCUUAACGGGAGGCGGUCUGAGAGUCAGGCUGCAAUGGCUCCUUUUUAAUGUGGCCUUUAUGGCAUUACCACCACAGUGUGGGAUCCGAGCCAGGCGUUGGCGGCACGCCCAGGUGCGGCUUCGGCCGUGCCAGCCUCCAAAUCUCUGUGGUGUUGGUUGAAAUCCUGGUUAUUGUUGUGUGGACCAGGGGGUGUGGUGGAACGCCAAGGUGAGGAUCCGUCCGAGCCAUCCACCUGCGGCCUCCCUCGUCUCCGGUCUUCUUGACUCUGUCUUGACACCGGGCCCAGGCGGGGGAGGAGGAGAGAGUGUAGGUAGAUGCAGCGCAAGUCUACCGGCACUAUAAACCCCUGCGCAAGUCACCGUCCCUGCUCCCACCUGGUGUGGGGCACACGGUGGACAUCGUCGAAAUCGACGGUCGAACUGUCGUGUGUGUGUGUGUGUGUGUGUGUGUGUGUGUGUGUGUGUGUAGUGGGGGUGUAGGGGUGUCCAGCGGUGGGUUCACGUGAAGGUCGUAGUGGUCGCUCACUUGCGUGCAGGUGAGACUACGCCUAGCGUCCAUUUGCUGGCACCCAACUCUCACCUGUGGCUCCACGUAGCUGGGCUCUGCUCAGCGGCCACACCCUGGGCAACCGCCUCGACCGGCGGGCUAAACCAGGUGAGGGCGCUGUGCGCUUGUGCCGCGUGCACAGUGUACUGCGGACUCCGCUGGAUGUUUGGUCGGAUGAAACACUGCGCCGGCAUCGUCGAGACGAGGCUCUGCUGUACGCCUAUCGUGAUGAGCAACCCGGGAUCCGCAUCGCCCACAGGAUGGACGGUCACCUGCUGAAUCAACGACGGAUGCACUUCCAAUCGCGCGUAUCCACAACCACCGUGCACGAACUCCUCUUCGCCGUCGACUGCGUCCUGAACACCACCUCGGAAGAGGAGAUACAACGGAGCAUGGACCUGUUCUCCGCCGCCUGCGAGAACUUUGGUCUGGUCAUCAACACGCAGAAGACGGUGGUGAUGCAUCAACCAACACUUAACUCAGCCAAACCCCUCAACGAGCCGCAAACCAGCGUGAAUUGA
Spirometra erinaceieuropaei is the source of this 5525-nucleotide messenger RNA. The record is from the annotation of a GenBank genome assembly. NCBI's taxonomy places the organism in Eukaryota, Metazoa, Platyhelminthes, Cestoda, Diphyllobothriidea, Diphyllobothriidae.